AACGGACAGCAACAAAGGAUGCUGGACGUAUUGCUGGUUUAGAAAUUCUUAGAAUAAUCAAUGAACCCACUGCUGCCUCAUUAGCAUAUGGGUUUGAAAAGAAGAACAAUGAGACCCUCUUGGUAUUUGACCUCGGUGGUGUUACUUUUGAUGUUUCAGAGAAUUGUCGAUUGGCUUGCUACAAACUUCAAGAGAGAUGAAGGUAUAGAUCUUUUGAAGGAUAAACAAGCUCUUCAGCGACUAACGGAGACAGUUGAGAAAGCUAAGAUGGAGCUUUCAACUUUAACCCAGACAAGCAUUUGUUUGCCUUUCAUUACUGCCACUGCAGAUGGCCACAAGCAUAUUGAAACCACCAUCACUAGGGCCAAGUUUGAGGAAUUGUGUUCUAACCUUCUUGACUGGCUUAGAACACCAGUUGAAAAUUCCUUGAGGGAUGCUAAACUCUCCUUCAAAGAUCUAGAUGAAGUGAUCCUUGUUGGAGGAUCAACUCAAAUUCCAGCUGUUCAGGAGCUUGUGAAGAAGUUGACUGGGAAAGAUCCCAAUGUGACAGUAAAUCCUGAUGAAGUUGUUGCCCUAGGGGCUGCAGUUCAGGUUGGUGUUUUAGCUGGGGAUGUCAGUGAUAUCGUGCUUUUGGAUGUUUCACCGUUGUCACUGGGUCUAGAAACCCUCGGUGGUGUGAUGACGAAGAUCAUCCCAAGAAAUACUACCCUGCCAACAUCCAAGUUCGAGGUGUUUUCUACAGCUGCAGAUGGGCAGACCUGUGUCGAGAUUAGUGUUCUCCAAGGCCAGCGAGAGUUUGUUAGGGACAACAAAUCUCUUGGUAGCUUCCGUCUGGAUGGUAUCCCACCUGCACCUCGUGGGGUUCCUCAAAUUGAAGUAAGAUUUGACAUUGAUGCCAAUGGUAUCCUCUCAGUCACUACGGUUGACAAGGGCACAGGGAAGAAGCAAGACAUAACAAUUACUGGUGCUAGCACCUUACCCAGUGAUGAGGUGGAGAGAAUGGUCAAGGAGGUGGAGAAGUUUUCAAAGGAGGACAAGGAAAGGAGAGAUGCGAUUGACACUAAGAACAAAGCUGAUUUUGUUGUAUACCAGACAGAGAAGCAACUCAAGGAGCUGGGAGAUAAGGUUCCAGGCCCAGUGAAAGAGAAGGUGGAGGCAAAACUUGGAGAGCUCAAGGAUGCAAUUUCAGGGGGUUCCACCCAAACCAUUAAGGAAGCUAUGGCGGCCCUAAAUCAAGAAGUCAUGCAGCUUGGCCAGUCCCUUUACAAUCAACCAGGUGCUCCUGGUGCAGGUGCUGGUCCUGGGCCGGCACUUGGUGGUGAAUCCGGGCCUUCAGAACCAUCUGGCAAGGGGCCUGAUGGAGAUGUUAUCGAUGCAUAUUUCACUGACAGCAAGUGAGAACAAAAAUUGGAUUUUUUUGGCCGCUCGUCGCUUAUUCUUUGCUAAUGUGUAUAAGAAUUGAUUUUGCGGGGAUUGGAUUAACUUGGUCAGGGUUACAGUCUUAUUUUGCCUUCCGAGGAAAAGAAUACAAUUGAAAAUAGAGAUAAAAGACUAUUUAAAGUUCCCUCAGUAGCAAAAUCUUGGGGCAAUUGCCACUUUUUGAAGAAAUAUUCAUAAAUGCAACAUGACGGAUUUUGAGGGAAGAAAUUGUCAUUCAUUUUUUCUCAUUGAUGAUUCUGUCGAUGAUUAUCAUGUAUAUAUAGAGGGGAGAAUUGCACAGGA
This is a messenger RNA of Juglans microcarpa x Juglans regia, 1722 nucleotides long. Its product is annotated as stromal 70 kDa heat shock-related protein, chloroplastic-like. Gene Ontology annotation, cellular component: chloroplast; cytoplasm. Gene Ontology annotation, molecular function: ATP binding; misfolded protein binding; ATP hydrolysis activity. The transcript is spliced from 6 exons. The coding region runs from base 88 to 1398 and encodes 436 amino acids. Gene Ontology annotation, biological process: protein refolding; cellular response to unfolded protein. Lineage: Eukaryota; Viridiplantae; Streptophyta; Magnoliopsida; Fagales; Juglandaceae. The record is from RefSeq and is a predicted model, not a curated record.